Molecule: messenger RNA, 1947 nt
Organism: Plectropomus leopardus (leopard coralgrouper)
Lineage: Eukaryota; Metazoa; Chordata; Actinopteri; Perciformes; Serranidae
Product: tumor necrosis factor receptor superfamily member 5
Biological process (GO): negative regulation of apoptotic process
Cellular component (GO): external side of plasma membrane
Molecular function (GO): protein binding
Source: RefSeq, a predicted model, not a curated record
UUUUUGCACACAGACUGAGCCAAGGGGGUCGCAGCAAUAGACAGAGACAGGAUGAGCAAACAGGGCAAAGAGAUUUCAAAAGACACAGUCAAGAUGUCAGGCUUUCAGAAUGAGUCAUCACUGACAUUUUAUGAAUAGUCCCCUGAUACACUUCUGGUCCCCUGCUCAGUCUCACACUCAGAGGGUCCCAGGUUACAUCUCACCUCACGUUCUCAUCCACGAUGCAGCCACUCUGUGCUUUUACCUUCCUGUGCACGCUGUCUCUCUUCUCUCCUGUGCUUUCUUUGAACUGCAGUGGCACACAAUAUCCCUGGCCAAUUGAGACACCCCGCUUAUGCUGUGACAUGUGCCCACCAGGUCAGUUUAUAGAGAGGCGUUCAGACAACACUUGUGACCAUAGGUGUAAACCUUGCGAGGGUAACCGGUUCAUCGAAAACUACAACGAAGAAUUGACCUGCGAAGUUUGUGACAACUGUGAUAAACCAAACAUGGUGUAUAAGUCAAACUGCAGUACCACUCGCAACACUGUGUGCGGAUGUAAAGCUGGAUACAGAUGCGGAGACAAACCCUGCACACACUGUGUGCUAACACAAACCUCAGUCAUCAGAUCUACACUCCCUCCAUCCACUACAGCCCCGAAACCUGAACCCCUCACCACACUCUGGCAACCUUCUCAACCACUCAGAGAUACAGUGUGGUUCCUGGUAAUAAUUGCCCUCCUGUGUGCGGGAAUUGCACUAGUUGUUGCAACAAAAAUCAAGCCCUUUCUGCGCUGGAUCAAAUCCAAGCACGGCUACUUUUUGACUGAAGAAACUGAACCUUCACCAAGAUACUCUGAGAACGAAGAAGUAUCCACACCUGUCCAGGAAGGUUUAGGGAAAUGUGACCAAUGUGAUGUAUGAGAUUUUGGAGCCUGAAUUUGUAUAAGCAAGAAUUUGACAGGCGGAAAUUCAGUGCAAAACAUCUCGCUGUUUUGGACAUUUAUGAGAAAAGAGAACAGUUGACCUGCACGGAUGGAUGGAAUGACCGAAAGUUCGACUCAAGACUGAUGCUGUUUUAACGACUGUUUGACAUCUGUGACAUUAAGAUGAUAAAAGUGUAAAAACAGCCAAUCUGGAAGAUACCGAGUGUGACACUGAUGGUUAUACAUGAGUUAGAAAUUGUACAGUGUGUUUGCUAAACAGUGGUAUGUACUAUGUUACACAAAAGUUAAAGAUAUUUCACAUCUUUAUGUUUCAGCCCGGUCUCAUAGAAAUAUGAAAACUGGACACCAACUCUUAACAUGGUGGUGGGUAUGAAAUGUGUUAAAAUAACAUGCUGGCAACACAUGAGCAAUGCCAGUGAGGUUUUUUUGUCAUGAUGGACACAUGAAUUACAUAUAAAGAGCAAGAAAUCUGGCAUGGUGAGCAUGAGGGGUGGUGGAACGGUCAAGCAAACAAGGACUUUUAACCCGACUUGCAUGUGAAACCAAAAGUCAAAAUAGUUACAUGACUUUACGGACAUAACAAAACAAUGUAAAGUACUUUACAUAGGUACACAAUGUAACUAUGCAAAGUACAUAAAACAAUGUCACUUGCCUCCUGUUCAAGCAUUUUUCUUUAAGCCAAGUGUUUUUCCCUCCCUAAAUCUAGCCAACCUGCAAUCAUUUCACAACCUAAACCACAUUAACAACAUGUUUGAAACUGUGACAGAUCUCAUUGGACUUGGCACUGGCAUUGUUUUAAGGUUGCCAGCAUGUAAUUUUAACACAUGUUUUUGCCUACUGCCACGUAAUGCAUUUUUAAAGGAGCAGUGUGUCAGAUUUAUAGGACUCCCCCAAAAUCCUACACAUGGACCUGAAAGAGGUUGUGUCUAUUUCACAUAUUUCUGUGAGACUGUGUUGUACAUUUAUGUACAUUUUUAUGUAUAAACAGACUUUUUGAAAUAUGCUUACUAUAUGUGAUUGUU